Leptosia nina is the source of this 2946-nucleotide messenger RNA. NCBI's taxonomy places the organism in Eukaryota, Metazoa, Arthropoda, Insecta, Lepidoptera, Pieridae. The record is from the annotation of a GenBank genome assembly.
AUGUCGAUCCCUCCUUUAGUGUGUAGCACACCCCCUCCACCAGAUCAAUGUGAGGAUGACAAAAAUAUUGAAGAAUUUGAUUUAGAGUACAAUUUAUCACAAGAUGAAGAAGAUAUUUAUAAUUAUGGAAGCUUCUCAAAUUUUAAUGAUUACGAUGAAGGUCAUUCUUAUAAUGGAGAUUUGGGUGGACAACAUAAAAUAACUGCUCUAGAUAAAUUGACUGGUGACAAGGCAUCUGAAGCAAUUCAAACAGAAUCUUCAAAUUUUGUGGAACAAGAUAAUAUGGCUUUGAAAUGUGAUGACAUUGUAAUUGAGGAUUUAAAUUUAAAGAUAGAAAAAGGAAACAUUUUAAAAGAAAAUAUUGAAACAGAUGAAGCAAAUGAGGACAAUGAGGCUGACAUCACAUGUUUUGUUGAAGAUACAGAGGCUGUUGAUAAAACUAUAUCUGAUAAUAUUCUAGUCACAGAUAAUAAUACAAAAGAAAAUGAUAUUGAAAAAAUUACCUCUACAAAUAAUAUUUUUCCUACAAACAAUAGUAUGACAGAAGAAGAAAUGAUGGAUGACAUAGUAGUUAAUGAUGAUCAAAAAGAUGUAGAAAGUGAUUUGAAUCAAAACCUUUCAUCUGAUAUUAACUUAUGUAAAAAAUCUGACACAGACAUAGCUGUAACUGAUGAUUUUGACAAAUUUGAAGAUUUUCAUUUUACUACUGUCAGCCAAACCACCUAUGAUUUUGUUGAAAAUGUUGGGAAUCCUUGGGAAAAUAAUGAUUCUGAGGAUAUUGGUUUUGGUGAUUUCAAAGCUAAUUUUGAUAGUGGGGAAACAAAACAAGAAGAGUUACGUGAUCAACAAAGUAUAGAAAAUAGUAACACUCAAGUUACUUUAGACAAUUUUACAGAUGAUGACUUUGGGGAUUUUGAUGAUUUUAAGUCCUCUGUAAAAGACUUUAACCCCACAGUUGUUAAUGAACAAAUGCCUCCACAUGUUACUGUUUUGAAUCUUCAGGCUAAUGACAAUGAGGCACAAGCUGUAGAAAGUAUAACCAAUAUUUUAACAAAUAUUUUUACUGAAGAUAUGCCUCAUUCGGAAAAGCUGUUUGAAGGCAAUCUUGAUAAAAUGCUUAGCGAAACUUGGCACCAUUUAAAGGAUGUUGAUGAGAGGCAACCCUAUAUUGUAUACUGGAAUAAUUCAUUAGGACAAAAAACCCUUUUAAAAGCACUCUGCAUUGAUUCAAGAAAUAUAUUAUUUGGCCCAAAGAGGAACUACUUCACCCCAAAGUAUGCAACAAACUUAAGUACAGCGCCACUUAAACCCCAAAAGCCUGUGUCAACUCCAAAUAUGUGUAAUCAAUCAGAUUCUGUGCACUUGGAAAAAUCAAACAAAGAAAAUCCGUCUUGGUCAGAAGCAGAUGGACAAGAAUUCACUUAUGCUGAAGCUCUACUCCUAGACUUAGAACACCUCAUGGCCACUUUAGAUCAAAUGGCUCACAAACAAUCCACUCUGAAAAUAUCAGACCUACUGUCUACCGCUAAUAUUACAGAAAAGGAACCCAAAAUACCUAGAUCUUCAGAUAUGGAUGUUUUGGGAAACACAAUUUCAGUAACAGACAUAGAGAAGAUUCAUUCCAGUACAUUAAGUGUACAGCCAUUACGACAUAUCAAUUUGCCAGAUACACAUAUUUUUACUCCAACUGACUCAGAAACUCCAAGAUCAAAGACAAUUCACUAUGAUGAGAGACCGUCAGUAUUAUUCUCUCAGCCAAAUGUUAACAACAAACAAAUAAAUGUUGAUGCACCUAGAGCACAGCACUCUAAUGUGGAGAACAGUGAUGAUUACUGGGAAUUCCAAGACUUCAAAGGUGCAUCUGCAACUGAUGAACAAAACUUUGAGGCAGCACAGCCUGAAGAAAAAAUUGAUGUAUCUAAUAGUCCUCCAACAAUAAAAAAUGUCACAUAUCAAAUUCAGAUGUUACAACCAAUGAAAGUGGAACCAAUUAUACCUACUUUAAAUUGGCCAGAUCCUGGAGAAGUGAAAGAGACAUUUGAUGAUUUCUCUGAUUUCAUAUCAAACACUACAUGGAAUAAUGACACACCAAAUUCACUAGAUACAAACAGUGUUCUACCUAAUGAGGUUAUAUCAGUGUCCAAGGAAGAUAUUAUUGUCAAUGAUGGAUUUGAAUCUUUCCAAUCGGCAACUCCGACAUAUGUUUCAAAUAAUUAUGAUUUAUUUAAAAAUGCGGAACCAAACAAUCAUAACGUUAUGCAAUCGGAGCCCAUAAACGCUGUACCUAGUGAAGUGAAUAUGUUCGAUAUGAAAAAUAAUGAAAUUUUAUCACCUAAGUACGUUAAAAGCCAAUGUGAUUCUCCCACCAACGCUUCUGUAAAGCCUGGUCCUGCUAAUAUAUUACAGCCGAUAAGUAAUAAUCCGAGUACUGUAAUGCGUCCUCAGCAAGGCGGUCAAAUAUUGCAACCCCUCUCCUUAGAAAGUUACUCUCAGAUAAAUUGGCCAAAGCCAGGUAUAGACUUACAAAAUCUGGCAAGUUUUAAUCCACUUGAAAGUCUAGAUGCGUUGAAAAGUGAUUCGGGUUCGAGCGGCGCAAGUAAGGGCCCAUCGCCUGUACACAAAGUGAGUUCGAUCCAAAGCGAGGUAACCGACGAUGAUAUCUGGGGAGAUUUCGUUUCAAGUAAACCCAAACAGAGUGUACCAAAGAAAUCGGCCUUUGCCGAUGACGAUGAGUGGACUGACUUCGUCUCGAGUCCCAGUAUUUCGCAAAAUAGUUUAAAAACUAUAAGCUUCAACGUUGAAACCAACACUAAUUUGCAGAAAAGUUCGAAUCAAAACUCGACAAAGUAUAAUCAAAUAUCUUUAGACAUUCCCACUCUAAAUUACAUUACACCCAAAUCGAACAGCCGCGGUUUACACGUUGAUAAACAUUUCCAGAAUUUAUAA